CAAUUGUCAGGUUAUUCUAUAAAAAUGAGCUGCACUCCACACCCAAGCUCAGUUCGAUUUUCGCAAAUUUUAAAGCCGGAUUCACUAUGGCGUCCUGGAAGUUGGGCCUACUUCUGACACUUCUCGUCCUAACCGAUUUUAUUCCGGUAAACCAAGCGGUAGAGUUCAGCUCAAUGAUUAUAAAGCAAGCGAAAAAACUGCGCUUGCGAUGCGUAAAUCAAACGGGUGUCUCAGUAGAAAUAAUAGAGAAGUCAAUAAGAGAUAAGAUUAUGCCCCAUAACACGGCCGUGAACUGCUUUUUACACUGCAUGCUUGACAUGUUUGGACUGAUUGACACCAAGAACGUUAUGCACUUGGAAGCGCUGAAUGAGAUCCUGCCAGAGGAAAUACACGAGACAAUCAAUGGACUAGUCAGCGCCUGUGGAACAAAGAAGGGAAAAGAUGGCUGUGAGACGGCUUAUGAAACAGUCAAGUGCUAUUUGGCUGUCAAUGGUCAGUUUAUAUGGAAUGAGGUGAUAGUGUUGCUUGGAUAGCGGGCCUACACUCACCUGAAGACAUCUCUAUUCACGAUUCCCAGGAUAAGCAGACAG
This is a messenger RNA of Drosophila serrata, 590 nucleotides long. RefSeq names its product Odorant-binding protein 69a (gene Obp69a). Gene Ontology annotation, molecular function: odorant binding. NCBI's taxonomy places the organism in Eukaryota, Metazoa, Arthropoda, Insecta, Diptera, Drosophilidae. The record is from RefSeq and is a predicted model, not a curated record. Gene Ontology annotation, biological process: sensory perception of smell.